AUGUCUUUAAUGUCGGCAUUUCAGUAUUUCUAUUUCCUUCAUCAUGCAACCAAAUCCGCUUAUGAUUAUUUAAAUGACUCAUCAAACAAGAGAAAACGAGAUGUUGAAUUAAAUUCUCAUCAAAUGUCCACCUACACGUUACGAUUGUCACAUAGAAACAAAAGAAAUUCUUUUUGCAAAUUGAUUACUCACAAAAUAUUGCAAAAUAUGACGGCAAAGACCGUGCUUCAAGCACCUUUAUUAUGA
Molecule: messenger RNA, 246 nt
Organism: Clunio marinus
Lineage: Eukaryota; Metazoa; Arthropoda; Insecta; Diptera; Chironomidae
Source: the annotation of a GenBank genome assembly